Molecule: messenger RNA, 6344 nt
Organism: Episyrphus balteatus (marmalade hoverfly)
Lineage: Eukaryota; Metazoa; Arthropoda; Insecta; Diptera; Syrphidae
Gene: SLO2
Product: potassium channel subfamily T member 2
Exons: 30
Coding region: 1109-6166 (1685 amino acids)
Biological process (GO): potassium ion transport
Cellular component (GO): membrane
Molecular function (GO): intracellular sodium-activated potassium channel activity
Source: RefSeq, a predicted model, not a curated record
AGCUCCAUCUGCAAACUCCGUUUUAUGUGUUUUUGUUUCUUCGUUUUUAGAGGCGUUUUUGGCUGGUUGAAAAAACUGCUGCUGUCUUCAUGACACACAGUUGAUGGUUAGAAAACGCUCUAUUCGGACAUCCUUUGUGAGUGUGUUUUUUUUCUCUGUGUUUCGGUGGAAUUUGUCACUGAUAUAUUAAAAAAAAUCGCAUGACAUAGACGUCGUAACGCAUGAAGUCAUAUCUUUUUACGGAAAGUGAGUUUGAAAAAAAAUUAAAAAAAAAAAAAAAAACGUUAAAAACGGACAAGUGAAAUGGUCAUAAAAACAUGACUAUACACGAAAAUCGGUUUGAUUUGAAAUGUGAAAGUGCAUUCUAAGUGCAACAUCGAUCGUCCUUGGUGUAAAACACAAAAAAAGGAUCAAAUAAAUCGAUGGUAUUUUGUUUUUGGUAAUUUAGCUGGUAAACCAAUGUUGAUGUGAAAGAAGAAGCAGAAGAAAAAAAAAAAAAAACAAAACAAGGCCAUUCUUUGUCUGAUUAGAAUUUGGGUCCUUUUCCAUUUCUCUUUUUUUUUCUCGAAAUGUCCUCGAAGAAUUUCACAUUAAAUGCAAAAAUCAUGUAAGAAAAUGAAUUUCCCUUAAGUGUUGAUGUGUGUUGUGCUAAAUUAAUAAUAAAAAUAAAAAAAAACCUCUUCAAAAGUGAAAAAAGUGUUUCAGGAUUAUUUCAGGAUAUAUCUACCUAUAUGAACAUUUGUGGUUGGAUUAAUGGAUAACAAAUGUAUGAUUGGUCUAAUUGGAUGCGACCAUCAGUUUCAGCAUCAGUCAUGUGAGAAUCACUGCACUUUUGGAAAAUCUGCAAAAAACAGAUAGAAAACAAAAAAUAUAAAAAAAAAAAUUCGGAUUUCCUUUUUUAUCUUUUCAUUAAAAAAAAAAAAUUAAUUGAACCAUAAAAAAAAAUAAAAAACGAUUGGAAACAGAAAUACUUUUGUCGUGUGACCGUGCACCGUCUUCUCGUCGAGUCGCAUAGUCGGGUCGCCGGGCAAAUAUAAUUACUUUAUACGACCAUACGGAUAUCCGGUGUCAAGAGCGGUUAUGUUUUUCAACAGAAUAACGCCGCGCAAUGAGUAAUAAGUUCGAAGUCAGCUACAGUGCACUUGGUAUGUCUGACGAUACUGGAUCAACCGCCCAAUCCCGGGCCAGUCGAAAUGUUAACUUCCAACCCGAAUCAGCUAAUAAUAAUGUACCAUCAUCAAGACGAGGAUCACGAUUUUUCCAGCGACCACGUUCUAUGUCCGCAUGGAGCGACAUUAGCAGGAGUAGCAUGCGUCUGGAUGAACGAGUCCGAGUUGAAUACUACGUUAAUGAAAAUACAUUCAAAGAAAGACUGCAACUUUACUUCAUUAAGAAUCAAAGAUCAAGUUUAAGAAUACGAAUAGCUGACCUGAUUUUUAAAUUACUAGCAUGUGUUCUGUAUAUAUUACGUGUGAUAACGGAUUCGAAUCCAACAUUUGCAACAUGUUAUGGCUGUUUACCUAGUAAUAAAACGGAAUUCCUGGAAUCGGCGCAUUUAACAGAGGAGGAAUUUCAAGAAAAUCCAAUUAUCAAUUGGGAAGCAAUUCUGUGGGUUAAUCGGCCGACGAUUUUGUGGGCCGCACAAUUAAUUUUAGCGUUAGUGUCGUUAACGGAAGCAUUUUUACUCACAUAUCUAGGAUAUAAGGUGAGUAUCUAUGGAAACAUAUGGCAACAGAUACUCUCGUUUCAUUUUAUAUUAGAACUUAUUACGACAAUACCUUUUGCACUUACGAUAUUAUGGCCUCCUUUAAGACACCUUUUCAUACCAAUUUUUCUCAAUUGCUGGCUCGCAAAGAGGUCAUUGGAGAAUAUGUUCAACGAUCUUCAUCGAGCUAUGCAAAAAUCUCAGUCUGCCUUAUCACAACAACUUACAAUAUUAUCAGCGACGUUGCUGUGCUUAGUUUUUACCAGCGUUUGUGGAAUUCAGCAUUUCCAACGAGCAGGACAUCGUCACUUGAAUUUAUUUCAAAGUACCUACUAUGUGGUGGUGACAUUCUCAACAGUUGGCUAUGGAGAUUUUGUACCCGAUAUCUGGCCAUCACAGAUGUACAUGGUCAUAAUGAUAUGUGUAGCCUUGAUUGUCCUUCCAACACAGUUCGAACAAUUGGCAUUCACAUGGAUGGAAAGACAAAAAUUAGGUGGCAGCUAUUCAUCCCAUCGUGCGCAGAGUGAGAAGCACGUUGUCGUUUGUUCUACAACACUGCAUGCGGAUACAAUUAUGGAUUUCCUAAAUGAAUUCUAUGCACAUCCAUUGCUGCAGGACUAUUAUGUGGUACUAUUGAGUCCGAUGGAGUUGGAUACAACGAUGCGAAUGAUAUUGCAAGUGCCUAUAUGGGCCCAACGAGUCAUAUACAUUCAGGGAUCGUGCCUAAAAGACGGUGACCUAGCACGAGCGAGGAUGAACGAAGCCGAAGCCUGUUUUAUCCUGGCUGCUAGGAAUUAUGCGGAUAAGACUGCUGCCGAUGAACAUACGAUAUUACGUUCGUGGGCAGUUAAAGACUUUGCACCGGUUGUGCCGCAAUACGUGCAAAUAUUUAGGCCAGAGCAUAAGCUACAUGUGAAAUUUGCGGAGCAUGUGGUGUGCGAAGAUGAGUUUAAAUACGCGUUAUUAGCAAACAACUGUACGUGUCCGGGUGCCAGUACGCUCGUAACACUUUUGCUCCACACCUCCAGAGGACAGGAAGGACAACAGUCCCCGGAGGAAUGGCAUCGUUUAUAUGGCAAGUGUUCCGGAAAUGAAAUUUAUCACAUCGUUCUCGGUGAUAGUCGGUUUUUCGGAGAAUACGAAGGAAAGAGCUUUACGUAUGCCAGUUUUCAUUCGCAUCGAAAAUACGGAGUUGCCUUAGUUGGUGUUCGACCAGCCGAAUUACCUGAAUUCUAUGAAGAUACAAUAUUGCUGAAUCCUGGCCCUCGGCAUAUAAUGAAAAAAGACGAUACAUGUUAUUACAUGAGCAUAACGAAAGAGGAAAAUUCUGCAUUCGUUGUAAAUCAGAAUCAAAAUCAAACCGCCGAAGCUACGAAAGAUGUUAGAACAACAACAAUAAACAACAACACCACCACCAUGACCACAUCACACCACCAUAUGGCACCUGUGCCGUCCGUUUGUGUGCGUGUGCCCCAUAGUCCCAGUUUAGAUUCGGGUGCGGGUACACCAAUAAAAAGGCAUCAUUCAGACAGUGACUUUACAACACUAUUUGUGCCAUCAGAUAAUCCAACUUCUGUGAUAAUACCCGACGCAAAACACAACCCCAAGGACACUACAGUUACAUCGACCAAUGCAUCGUUAACACCAACAGCCACAACAACUGCCGUAACACCAUCAAAUGUUCCACUAUCGAUUGGUGGUGGUGGUGGUGGUGGUGGUGGUGGCGGUGGAGGUGUUGGGUUAGGUAUUGGUGCAGGUAAUGUUGGUAGUGGAAGCAGUGGAUCAACAUUAGCGACAGGAAAUCAUUUAGACGUGCCACAGCAAGGCAAUCCACAUCUUCUUAGUCCGGAUGUUUUAAAUCAACGACGAGGUAGUCGUCGACCAUCCAUUCUUCCAGUGCCCGACAUGUUUACCUCAUCGUCAUUUAGCAUAUCCGGCAAUGACGACGGCGAGGAAGGUGACGAAAGUGAAGAUGAAAUUGACGAUGAUGUUCCUUGGAGAUCUCCAUCCGAGAAGAUUGCAUGUCUGAGUGGUCAUUUUCCACAAUCACGCACCUAUUCCCUCAUAAUGAGUUCCUCUGAGGACUCAAGUCGAUUGUGUUGCAACAAUCCACUGCCCGAGAAUAGGUUUCGCAUGCACAAAAGUUUUAGCUGUGAUAGCUAUAGGAAAAUUUCAACUACCACUGAUACAUCGACCACAACUAUUGCACCAUCGUCAACAGCAACAACUCUUACGACAGCAACAACAACAACAAUGACAAGUAGUUCAAAAAAAGUGUCACGUCCUGUGUGGCAUGCUGAUUAUUAUCGGAUCGUAAAAGGAUUUCCACCAGUUUCACCAUUCAUAGGGGUCAGUCCGACUCUGUGUUAUUUACUGAAGGAAAAGAAACCGCUUUGUUGUUUACAAUUAGCUCAGGUGUGCGAACAUUGUAGUUAUCGAAAUGCCAAAGAAUACCAAUGGCAGAAUAAAACUAUAAUUUUAGCUGCUGAUUAUGCAUCGAAUGGCAUUUAUAAUUUCAUCAUUCCACUGCGUGCCCAUUUUCGUUCAAAAACAUCAUUGAAUCCAAUAAUUUUGCUUCUCGAACGAAGACCGGAUGUAGCAUUUUUGGACGCGUUAUCAUAUUUUCCUUUGGUUUACUGGAUGCUUGGAUCAAUUGACUGCUUAGAUGAUUUACUUCGUGCUGGCAUAACGUUAGCGGAAAGUGUUGUCGUUGUUAACAAAGAACUAUCGAAUUCAGCGGAAGAGGAUUCAUUAUCUGAUUGUAAUACAAUCGUUGCUGUGCAAAAUAUGUUCAAAUUUUUCCCAAGUAUCAAAAGUAUAACAGAGCUGUCGCAAAGCUCUAAUAUGAGGUUUAUGCAGUUUCGUGCACACGAUAAAUACGCACUGCAUCUAAGUAAAAUGGAAAAGCGAGAAAAGGAACGUGGAUCCCAUAUCUCUUACAUGUUUCGUCUGCCAUUCGCCGCGGGUGCCGUUUUUAGUGCGUCCAUGUUGGACACACUACUUUAUCAGGCCUUUGUAAAAGACUACGUGAUUACAUUUGUAAGGCUACUUCUUGGAAUAGACCAAGCUCCAGGAAGUGGAUUUCUAACAUCGAUGCGAAUAACUAAAGAAGACAUGUGGAUACGUACGUAUGGGCGAUUAUAUCAAAAACUCUGCUCAACAACAUGUGAAAUUCCAAUUGGUAUUUAUCGGACGCAGGAUACAUCCAAUACGGAAGCGACACAUGUGAGUAGUUCACCAGUAGACAAAUGGGGACCAUUUUCAGCCUUCGGAAAGCCCUGUGUGCGAUUGCGACCAUCGUACGAUGAGGGAUCUCGAACGCCGGAGUCAACAAAGGACAGCAGUGAAGCCCUAAGAGGCGUGACAUAUCGUCCUCCGGCUCAUCAUAAUAAGCCAACCACUUGCAUGGGUGGUUGUUCUGACCGUAAGGGAUCAUCUUCAUAUGUCAAAUACAGUAGUGACCUCCAGAUUGCUUACUCAAAGGUAGGUAAAGCGAAUGCUGCCAAAAGUUCCAAGGUAAAUCAGUACUCAAUUAAUCUAGCCGAUGAGGCCCGGGACAAUCAUGCUCAACAAAUCGAACGAGCCGAAAUAGCGAAUUUGGUUCGAAGUCGAAUGGAAUCAUUAAAUCUGCCGACCAUCGACUAUGAUGAUGUUAGUGAGAAGCGAAAUCAUCUAUCGUAUGUGAUUAUUAACCCAAGCUGUGAUCUUAAAUUAGAAGAAGGAGACAUCAUCUAUUUAGUUCGACCAUCACCAUUUUCGGCGCAGAAAACCUUCGAACGUCACAAUUCACGCCGCAAGUCAAACAUAUCGUUCUGUUCGAAUAUUAAUAUCGGUGCGGCCUGUGGACCCGGUGUCGGUGGUACUGGAUCAAGACGCGGCUCCGGCAUGAGCAUGAAUCCCAUGCAAAUGCAAAGUGUCCAGACUCUGGCUGGGUAUGCAUCAGCACGCUGCACACCACCAAUUCACGCAAUUAAAUCCAAUUCUCUUUCUCUACCCGACAGUCCGACAGUGGUGGGUUCAGCCCGUGGACGCAGCAAUUCCUUACGGAUUGAAAAUGAUAUUCUACUGCGUCGAUCGAGUUCACUGCGUCAAGGACUGCCAAACGUUGGAGUAAGUGGUCGUAGGAAAUCAUCGUUGGAAGAAAUCGGUAUCAGUCACUUUACCACACUGAUGCAAGCAACGAAUCACUCGAAUCCAAUCAAAAUUGCUCUAAAUGGCAGCAUUGGACUAGAGAAUCAAAUAUCAUUGCAGGUAACACCCCCAGAGGAGCCAACCCCUGUGUUGGGUGUACCAUGCAUUGGUGGCAUUAAUCCAUCAACAUUGGGUGGUUCAUCAUUUGGCGGAUCAUCAUUGUGCAUGAAUACAGCAGAUUUGGGUAAUAGUUCUUCCUUACAAUAUCAACAGGAGCAAUCACAAUCAACGGCACCAUCGCCACAACAUCUGCAGGGCACCAUUGUAUGAUACAACCUAAUGUGGGGCCGUCGGCUCCGCUCGUCAAUAUCGAAAAAGAACAAAUGGAUUUAAUGUAAAUUAUUAUGCGUAUUAUAUAUAAAAUAUUUAAGUUAAUUUUAAGGAAGAACAAAAUUGUAUAAUUUAAUUAAAAGAAACAACGAUUUACAAUAAAUAUUUAAAAACGCAA